This is a messenger RNA of Kazachstania africana CBS 2517, 2523 nucleotides long. It is a transcript of the gene VPS54, whose product is annotated as Vps54p. Bases 1 to 2523 code for a protein of 840 amino acids. Gene Ontology annotation, molecular function: syntaxin binding. Lineage: Eukaryota; Fungi; Ascomycota; Saccharomycetes; Saccharomycetales; Saccharomycetaceae. Gene Ontology annotation, biological process: retrograde transport, endosome to Golgi; Golgi to vacuole transport. The transcript has a single exon. Gene Ontology annotation, cellular component: GARP complex. The record is from RefSeq and is a predicted model, not a curated record.
AUGUUUUCGUCUCAACAAGUGCCAGAGAUUAAACUUGAUGAUGGUUCCACACCUACUAUUCCAGAAGGCAACAUAAGGCGGAGUUUUGAGUCCGUACUCAGUAUAGGAACCACAACGACCACAACUACUACAACGAACCAUAGAUUUGGAUUCUCAAUGAAUUCUAAAUCAGGAUCCAUGAACUACUCUCCAUUGGGCAACAAUUCCAUCUUCGAGGUGAUAAUGAAUACAAGAAAUAAGAAUUGGCUACGAUCACCUACAGCACUAGAUAUACCUUUGGUUACAUUAAGUAGGAAUGAAGUUGCUGAUAACUGGGAAGAUAAGUUGCAGAACUACGUCAAAGAUGUUAAGGAUGAAGUAGCAAUAUUUUCAAGUAGAGUAGAUUUGAAAAGAGUGGAGCAAAUGAGGCAAUUGAACAAUGCGGAAGAGGGAAAUGACUCUGAGUUAAUUAAACAGGUUCCUGACUUUUAUUUUGACAAAGUGUUCCAAUUGGAUAAUGAAAGAACUUUCAAAAAAGUGAUUGAUGGGUUCAACUUGGAUUUAACCUUGAUGGCAGGUGAUGAGGAUGCUACAAGAAGGGAAAGGGAUGAUGGUUUUAUUGAUUUAAAGGAUAAAUUAAAUGACUACCUUGAUUCAGUGGAGCUACUAUUAGUGAAAGAAAUAUCAAAAUCAUCCCAUAAGUUUUUUCAGGCAUUAAGUGAAGUAGACAGUAUUCAAUCCAAAAUUUCCUUGACAAUGGAAGAAUUAGAUGAAUUCUCAAAAAUAAUUCAUACAAUUGAUGAUGAAACGAUACAAAGGAAGAUUGAGAAUAUCAAGAAGUUAUUGAAACGCAAAAAUGUAGAGAAAUUAGAACAGGGUUUGUUGCAAGUUAAACUAGUUUUAGAAAAAGUUGAAGAAUGUAAAGAAAACUAUGCCCAGGAUAAGCUAGACCUUUGUCUACAAAUGAUCAAAUCUAUUGAUUUACUGAUAAGAGGUGAUGAUUCUGAUGAUACUUUAGUGCAGAAAUGGACUAAAUCGUGGCCUUACAGGUUAGCAAACCUGAGAACUGUACCCGCUUUGGUAGAGACACGGGAAUUCUUAACCAACAUGAAAAUAGAGAUUGGUGGUAACUAUUCCUUACAAUUAUCCGAGAUAUUGCUUGAUGACUUACGAAACAGCUAUAAAAAUAUAGAUAUUAACGAGGCAUUGGAUGAAUUACAAAACGGGUAUAGUGCAGACAAGAAAAAAUUGAUACAAAAUUUUGACCGUGAAUUGGAAGACAAGAUAACUGAAUUAAUAAAAAAAUUGAAUAACUGUGAAGAGCUGGUGAGUGCAUUUAGCUUCUAUCAGGAAAAAAUUGUGGUUGCUUUGAAAGCCAUAAUAAAGAAAUAUUUACCCCAUGAAAGUAUUCCUGUGGAAGUACCUGCCUCCGCCAGUACGGAGAGUAUCUCAGGGAAAUCUUCAACACCACAGCCUGUUUCAAGUGGUACAAAGCUUUCAAAAUUAAUCAGAGAACAGACGCCGGCAGAAUUUCAAGAAAUGUUGGUUAAUAUUUUUACACAUUUGAGUGUAGCAUUAAAGAGAUUAAAUGUUCACCAAAAAAAGUUACUGGAUAUUGCACUCAAAGAAGUGUCUUCAAAGGGUGAUGAUGAGGAUACAGCUGAAAACUAUCAUAAUAUGUUGACACAACUAGAUAUAAGAGUGGGAAUUAAUGAAACGAUGAGGAUUGUACAAUUACGUAUGGGUAAAAUCAUUGCUGUAAGAAGAGAGAUAACAUCUACUUUAAGUGCAGAGUAUUUCUUAAAACUGUUUUCCAUUGUGGUGCUAUUUAUACAGUAUUGUGAAUCUCUUAGUGGUGAAUUUUUAACGAAAUAUUUGAGUGAUGUACUUACAUCUCAGAUCAAACAUUACAUUUCCAGUUGCGAUCCGAAGAAUAUAAGAUUGAUUCAAAAGAAGAUUGAACUUGAAAAUUGGGUGCCAUUUAUUGUGAGUCCGUUUUUCCAAAAGAGAGUUAAUGAUAUUGUAAUAUGUGUAGAUAUCGAUCCAAUUUCAUGGACGAAUAUGUCAGAAUUGACGGCUGAGAAAGAAGAAGACGAAAGUGGUGUUGAAAAGCCAGCAGGUAACAGGAAAUCUAUUGUUGUUGGUGAUAAAACUUUUGUAGCAAGUGAUUCUCUAUUGACCGCAAUUGAUAUAAUCAGAGAAUUGCUUAUCAUGGCUACGAAUCUGCCACCUUUGUACCUAGCAUAUUUUGAGAAACUCUGCUAUAAUGUAUUGAAAAAUUUCAAUAACUAUGCCAUGUCCUCCAUAUGUGAGCCUGGAACCACUAAUAUUAUGAAGACGAAUAAGAAUUUGUCAGUCAUGACAGAAACCAUGGACUGUCUUGCAGAGAUCAUUGGGAUAGUGCAGAGGUUCUUCCAAAGAUUGGCAAACUCCACUAGAGAUUUUGAACCAUACGACCCUGCAAACUAUGCCACUUUAUUGAAACAGUAUCGUUCUUCCUCCGAGAGAAUCUACCAGGCACACGCACCACCUCCCCCAGUCUAA